Mobula hypostoma (lesser devil ray) is the source of this 1317-nucleotide messenger RNA. RefSeq names its product gamma-interferon-inducible lysosomal thiol reductase-like. Bases 162 to 935 code for a protein of 257 amino acids. The record is from RefSeq and is a predicted model, not a curated record. Gene Ontology annotation, cellular component: lysosome. NCBI's taxonomy places the organism in Eukaryota, Metazoa, Chordata, Chondrichthyes, Myliobatiformes, Myliobatidae. The transcript is spliced from 7 exons. Gene Ontology annotation, molecular function: oxidoreductase activity, acting on a sulfur group of donors, disulfide as acceptor.
UCUGCAAGGGGGAAGUUGAGUCUGACUCAGAUGCAAAGUGUAAGCACAGUGAAACGGUAGGCGAAGGUUUAACACUUCCCUAUCACGUGAGAGGUGGAGGAAGUCUCGUUUUAUUAGGGAAGCGCGGGUUAUGUGCCGGGCAUUCGUUCGUUUUGUACAGAAUGAGAGUGGAAGCGAUCCUGAGCUGCCUGCUGCUGCUGGUGGUGGGCGAGGCUGGCGGGGUACCCGCCUGUACUUAUCCGCCGGCGCUGUGGUGCAGCUCGUACCGGAUCGCCAGCGCCUGUCAGGUGCUAGACCAGUGUCUGGAGUCCAAACAGCUGGGGUCCGCUGAUCCCGUCCAGGUCAGCCUAUACUAUGAGAGUCUCUGCGGAGCGUGUCGAGGUUUCCUUAUACUGCAGCUUUUCCCCACCUGGCUGAUGCUGAACGACGUGAUGAGCGUCGCUCUCAUCCCAUAUGGAAACGCUAUGGAGAAAAAUGAAAGUGGGAAGUGGAUUUUCACCUGUCAGCAUGGCGAGGACGAAUGUACCGGAAACUUGAUUGAGGCUUGCUUGAUGCACACCCUCCAGGUCCCUGAACGAUACUUCCCCAUCAUUUUCUGCAUGGAAUCAGCAUCCAAUGUGCUUUCAGCUGCUCCGCUGUGUCUAAAAGUUUACGAGCCCAAUGUCACCUGGAGUGUUAUCGAAGAAUGUGUCAAAGGCGACUUGGGAAACAAGCUGAUGCACAAGAAUGCAGAACGAACUUCAGCGCUGAGCCCGCCCCACCAGUACGUUCCCUGGAUCCUGGUCAACGGGAAACACACCCAAGAGUUGGAGGCCCAGGCUGUAAAUUCUCUGUUUAACCUAGUGUGUAACACUUACAAGGGGAAGAAGCCGAUGGCUUGCGAAUUAGCUGACGGAAGGAGUUCAUUCCCACAGUGCAUGGCUCCACUAAAGUGAGCAGCGGUGCCCCGUGUUAGUUUAAUCUGUGUGUAGAAAGGAAGUGCAUUUUGUGCAGGGGUGACUGAAAGCUUCAUGCACAUUUGAGACUAUUAAUACUAACAAGCAAAGCUGCAGCUGCUAUCCGAGUCUGCUGAGAAGAGGCCUGAAGCUGAUUUCCAUUAAUCUUUGCAUUUUUUAAUACCCCAAACCGAAUUACAGUGUUUACAAUUUUUAGUAAUUGUUCCAAAAUAAAAGGAGGAAAAAAAUGUUAUUGUUUCUUUGAAAGUCAAAACACUGAUUCAUAUAAAGAAAGAUUUUUUAAGGCUUUAAUGCAAAAUCUCUUUUAUUAAAUAGGAAAUGUGUUCAGUGGAAUUAAUCACACUAUUGAAAUGAAAAUAAA